Messenger RNA from Venturia canescens, 3149 nucleotides. RefSeq names its product nuclear protein localization 4 (gene Npl4). NCBI's taxonomy places the organism in Eukaryota, Metazoa, Arthropoda, Insecta, Hymenoptera, Ichneumonidae. Gene Ontology annotation, molecular function: ubiquitin binding; ubiquitin protein ligase binding. The transcript has 12 exons. Gene Ontology annotation, biological process: ubiquitin-dependent protein catabolic process. The record is from RefSeq and is a predicted model, not a curated record. Gene Ontology annotation, cellular component: nucleus. The coding region runs from base 296 to 2281 and encodes 661 amino acids.
UUUAAACUACGCUACAUAUAGAUAUAUAUAUUUGUCUAUUGUAUCGAUAUACGUUUGUGUGUACACUGAUUAAACCUCGGUCGAAGGGUUGUGUGAGUGUGUGCAAGUGCUCCCAUUGGCGGAAAAUCUGGGGACAUUUUGCCGGAAAUGCCUUAUUUUCGAAUGAGGAGUGGAGCGAGCGAGUAACUUUUUUUGGUUAGCUUGAUUUGCAAUUGGUAAGACUGUAGCAGGCCAAACACAAGCGGGACAGACGGCCGUAGUGUUUAACAGCUGAUGCGUCGAGGCCACCGGCGAAAUGUCAAAAUCAAGACAAAUUACUCUGCGAGUUCAGUCGCCUGAGGGAACAAAGAGAAUCGACAUUGGUCACAAUGACACAACAAAAAAACUUUUUGAAAAGGUUUAUGAAACUUUUGAACUGAGUAGCUUCGCUUUUGGUCUCUUCAAACAGCGAAAUCACAAGGAUGAAAUUAUCUCUUCGCGCAGCAAAACUGUCAACGAACUUGGCCUCAAACAUGGUGACAUGCUCUAUCUUACCCCCGUAAAUGGCACCAUACUACGUGAUAAACCUUCUACAAGUGCAUUCUCUGAAAAUUCAAUUUCUAAUUUAACGCCAAUGGACAUAACGCCUAGUACAAGUCGCACAAGCAUGACGGCUGGUCCACCUGGAACGAACCGUUCCGUUGCUAGCGUUGUCGAAGAUGAAGUUGAUCAAGAAUUGUGGAAGUUGGAUGGUAAAAUUCAACGAAAACGAGAUGAGAAACUAUGCAGGCACGGUGCUAAUGGCUGCUGUGUUCAUUGCUCACCACUAGAGCCCUUCGACGAAGCUUAUCUCGAAGAACAAAAAGUUAAACAUUUGUCUUUUCACUCCUAUCUCAGGAAACUCACUGCCGGCGUUGAUAGAGGAAAGUUCCUACAACUGGAAGAUAUAAGUUGUCGAAUCAAACGAGGAUGCAAAGAUCAUCCUCCGUGGCCACGCGGAAUUUGUAGCAAAUGUCAGCCAAACGCGAUCACGCUCAAUCGGCAGCCUUAUCGACACAUCGAUAACGUUGUUUUCGAAAACACCAACCUUGUUGAGAGAUUUUUGAAUUAUUGGCGUAUAACCGGACAUCAACGCGUUGGUUAUCUUUAUGGUAGAUACGAGAUUCACUCGGACGUUCCUCUAGGUAUAAAGGCUGUGGUUGCUGCAAUCUAUGAACCACCUCAGGAAAGUACGAGGGACACAAUUGUGCUUUUGCCUGACGAACGUGAUUCCCUUGUCGACGAAGUCGCACGAAUGCUCAAUUUGCAACGAGUCGGAUGGAUUUUUACCGAUCUCAUUGCUGACGAGAUGAAACGAGGAGCUGUAAAACACGUCAGAAACAUUGAAAGUCAUUUCUUAUCGGCUCAAGAAUGUAUAAUGGCUGGAAAUUUUCAAAAUCAGCAUCCAAAUCCAUGUCGUUUUUCACCGAGCGGGGCGUUCGGCUCGAAAUUCGUCACAGUCUGUGUAACUGGUGACAAAAAGAAUCAAGUACACAUGGAAUGUUAUCAGGUGUCGAAUCAGUGCAUGGCCCUCGUUCGCGAUGGAUGUCUCGUCCCUACUAAAGAUGCUCCGGAACUUGGUUACGUCAUCGAGUCAACGGACAAGCAGUACGUUCCAGACGUCUACUAUAAGGAAAAGGAUUCAUACGGCAAUGAAGUAUCGAGAUUAGGCAGACCCCUGCCAGUAGAGUACUUACUCGUGGACGUGCCAGGUUCAACUCCGCUCACUCCCCAAUUCACUUUCUACGUAAAUGAAAAUGUCACUCCAUUUCCUGUCGAAAAUAGGCUCGUCUACGGCCAAGUUCAAGAAUUCGGUUCCCUGUGCACGUACAUCCGACAAUUUAGUAUGGAUCAAUUUUUCGAAGCCGUGUCAGAUUUCCACGUAUUGCUAUUCAUCGCUACGAUGGACAUGCUGCCAAUGAAGGACCACAUGGUUCCGUUGAUGGAAGCGAUACGGAACAACGAUCGAGAAAAAGCAAACGAAUGGGCGAAAUCAGAGCACUGGGCGACGGUCGAACAACUGAUAUCGGCAACGUCGACCGCGUCUUCCUCAAGCGCAAGCCAGGGUGGACUAAUUGGUAGUGCAUCGAACGCGUCUUCUUCUUCCUCAGCGGUGGGCGGUGUGCCCGGUGUUGGAGUCGGUACGAGUGGAGACUUGCAGAAUCAACCGGCGAAUCAGUCGCUAUGGACCUGCUCUUAUUGCACUUUUCUGAAUCCAGCAGCGCUUGCGACUUGCGAAAUGUGUAGUUUGCCUAGGAUGUAGUGAAAAUGAGAGACGGCUCGCCCGCGUGUGUUUGUGUGCGUGCGAGCCUCGUGGAUAUUUUGUUUCCUACCCCGCGCCCGAGACCCGCCCAACGAAACGAGAAAAUGGCUUUGCGUACCAUGAACUUCAAUAAAACUCCACGAAAUUCUGAACCAGCAAAAACUCAAAGCGAAUACAAAAUGCCACUUCACGACGGAAGAAAAAACAAAAUAGGAGUAUUACGCAUCGAUGAAAUACUCUGUUCGACAGAGCAGGACAAAAAAGGAAACGAUAAAGUUCAAGCAUCACAAUACGUAUGUCUCUUUCCGGAUCAAUCGCUUAUAUGAACGAAUAAAAAUUCAAUAUCAUCGUGCUAAAUACGUUAAACAGCAAAAAUCCGAACCUUCAACAACGACUGAUUACAACUUUAUCCCGUGUGUCAAAUGAGAAUCGAUAAAUGAAAAAAAAAAAACAAACUAUCUGAAUCGCAUCAACAAUUUUAAUGUUAGAAUUUUUAACAAGUGAUAACUGUGAUACAGGUAAGCGUGAGCAAGGGGAAAAAUGAAAAUGAACGGAAGUAACAAUGAAGUAAUAGUGAUAAUAAUCCAAAGGGAGUUUUGGCUGGCACAAACGACUCAAAAGGGAUUCAGGCACGUUUCAAAACGAUGAACGAAGAAAAAACAUAAAAACAUUACAAAAUUGAAGAAAUAUCGUAUGAACCGGGUGUAUUGAUGGUCGUAAUACAGAAAAAUAAAGCAAAAGGGAAAACAAUCUGCUGUCGAUGCAGUCUUGUACGGCUUGAUGAUUCUUCUCAUGGCAGAAACAAAAGAUGCGGAAUAACAGAACUCAUUUGUCAAUUGAUUAUUCAAUAAAGACAGCAUCAGAAUUU